AUGGCGUCGAGCGUCGCCAAGGCCAAGCGCUUCUCGUCAUUUGUGCCAACGUCCGACGCGUACGCGCACGCGGCCGUGCGCUGGAUCGGACACGGCGCGCUCUGCGUACCCAACGCCGGGCACCGGGUCCAGCGGUGCCUCGCUGCCGUCGUGCCAGACUGCAUUCACGACUGGCUCCGCCUCCGUGAGCACCUCCGGCAGCGGGCACUCUUCCAGCGGCUCAGGUCGGCACGGGCAGCACCGAGCACCCCGACGAUUGGGACGACUUUUCGGGAGAAGAGUUAG
This is a messenger RNA of Miscanthus lutarioriparius, 285 nucleotides long. NCBI's taxonomy places the organism in Eukaryota, Viridiplantae, Streptophyta, Magnoliopsida, Poales, Poaceae. The record is from the annotation of a GenBank genome assembly.